AUGGCAGAAUCAGAAAAUGCAGAGGGAACGUUAAGAGAUUCAUUGCAAAGAUGGUAUGAUACACGUUCUCAAAAUCAAACCAAUGCCGGUACUAGUGGGCUUGCAGAUAGUGCAAAAAGCAUGUUUUCUUCUUGGGGGGAAUCUUUAAAUUCAACUGCUCAAGAUGUAUAUCAAAGACUACCUAUGUCAAAUCAAGAUUUAUUACAAAGUCAAGAACCUUCCUGGUUUAAUUUAUCUAGAACUGAAAGAUUAUUAUUAUUUAUUUGUUGUAUAUUAGGUUCCAUAGCAUGUUUCACUCUGUGUGUAUUUUUAUUCCCUGUCUUGGCUAUUAAACCAAGAAAGUUUGGUCUGUUAUGGUCGAUGGGCUCGUUACUAUUCAUUCUAGCUUUUGGUUUCUUUAUGGGACCAGUGGCUUAUUUAAAACAUCUUACUUCGAGAGAAAGAUUGCCAUUCACUGGUUUCUUCUUUGGUACCUGUUUUUUGACUAUUUAUUUUGCUGCCAUUGUUAAGAGCUCCAUUUUGACCAUUCCUUGCGCUGUACUAGAACUAAUAGCAGUGCUAUACUAUGGUAUUUCUUAUUUCCCAUUCGGUGGAACCAGUUUAAGAAUGUUGAGUGCAUUUGGGGUAAGCACAGCAAGAGGUGCUUUGAAUAUUUGA
Molecule: messenger RNA, 657 nt
Organism: Vanderwaltozyma polyspora DSM 70294
Lineage: Eukaryota; Fungi; Ascomycota; Saccharomycetes; Saccharomycetales; Saccharomycetaceae
Gene: SFT2
Product: Sft2p
Exons: 1
Coding region: 1-657 (218 amino acids)
Biological process (GO): vesicle-mediated transport
Cellular component (GO): membrane
Source: RefSeq, a predicted model, not a curated record